Pleuronectes platessa (European plaice) is the source of this 5864-nucleotide messenger RNA. It is a transcript of the gene dnajc14, whose product is annotated as DnaJ (Hsp40) homolog, subfamily C, member 14. Gene Ontology annotation, molecular function: dopamine receptor binding. NCBI's taxonomy places the organism in Eukaryota, Metazoa, Chordata, Actinopteri, Pleuronectiformes, Pleuronectidae. The transcript is spliced from 7 exons. The record is from RefSeq and is a predicted model, not a curated record. Bases 908 to 2905 code for a protein of 665 amino acids.
CAGAGCCACAGGAGGAGUCUGUCGUAGAUAUUGGCUCGUCCGACUCGUUCUUCGGCUCGUAGCUAACAGUUAGCUGCUCGUUUGGCUGCUAACUUCCUACAGGCGUUGACAGGUCGCUGCUGUGCUGUCGUUUUAACCUCAUUCGAUGUCUUUAUUUAGUGGAGUUAGACGCUGUCAGGUUAGGCAGCCAGAUGUAAGCUAAUUUUAGCCCCUGUGUGUCGUUCAGCUGGCCGCUUGCCUCCUCUCGUGCUAGCAGUGAAGCUACCUGCUAACAGUAGCUGCCUGCUAAACAUCUACUGCGGUUGUUUUCACAGUUUUACUGACACGAGGUUUGUCAGACCGGCGGCACCGUGUUGUGAUUAAUUCAUCCUUUACCCCGUAUCGUCUCUGAAGGGUCCGAGGAUUGUUAUCGCUGCUCGUGUUUAUUUGCUGUAGCUACACCGUGUUUCUCCUCGGCUAACUGAAUUAGCAAACCUCCAAGCAGCGUAAUUUAAUACCAUCUGCGGUGUCUACGCGUGUAGAUCAACUUCUACAAGGUUUGGACAGAUGUGGCGGUGCCGCUACGUGUCAGGGCUCAUUCGUCCUGAGUUUAUUCAGGAUCAACUCUUUCUAAACUGAACAGCAUGUUUCAUAUGUGAAGAGAAGCCUCCACGUCACACAGCCGUGAACUGAUUUCAUAAUAAUGGACGCAGCCUGAUGCAUGAUGUAAGCUGUGUGGCGUUUAAAAGCCUCCUGAAACCCUGGAAGUGGCUGCUGAUAUGGUGGACCUGAGACUGGCUCCAAGAAGCCCCCAGUCUCCAUUUUUCAUGAGAGUCUGGGGAAACGUUGCCACAGAUUAUGGAUCGAGGAUAUCACCUUCCAUGAGUUUCCAGUUUUACAGCGCUUCAGUCAAACAGCUGUAAGGGACAUGGAGUGGGAGGCAACUGAGAAGGAGAUGGAUGGAGUUACAGACACUGACGAGGACAUCCCUAUAGGUGAAUCCACCUUAGUGACCAAAUCUAGUCAGUGUGAGGACAGAGAGACUGAUGAUGACUGCGAGCAGGAUAACACAACCGCCAGUUUCAAAUCUCAGGACACCCCAAACCCAGCCACCCCACAAGACUUCGGAAUUGAUGAAGCAGAGUAUUGUGGAUCUGCAGCGGCCAAAGAGGACACUGAGCAGGCUUCGGACUGGUUAGAGCAUGACGGCGCUACAGAUCUUGAAAACUCACAGGUUCAAGAGGAAGACGAUAUAGAGAAGGAGCAGCACAUGAAUGGAGAGUCUGGCUGGAGGAGCCUGGGAGGAGGACGGAGAUGCAAACUGAAGAGCAGUGGUUCAUUUUCAGAGCAGAGCAGUCAAAGUGCUUUUGCCUCUUUUCAAAAAAGCAAUGUUAUAUCCAGCGGUGGCCGGCACAAGCAGACCCGCAGACGUCACCACCACCAUCAGCAGAACCGGAGCCGCAGGCGGACAGGCAACCAGCUCAUCUUAGCUUUUAAGGAAAUGCUGUCAGAGUCUCUCAGCUUCUGGUGCAUCUCCUGUGUCCACAUGAUGAUUGAGAUUAUUGUCACAUUAACUCACAAUUGUGGAGUCUGUGUGGAGGCUGUAGGAGUGAAACUUUAUAACUUUGGACUGCAGCUUCUUUCAAAGAUCACAGAUAUACACGGGAUGAAGGCGGAUGCCAGUCGGAUUUUGAAAUGGACUAAAUGCACAGGAGUAGACGUGAUGGAUAAAAUUGUCAGGUCGGUGAAGUGGGUAAAGACAGCUGCCUUAUCUUGUUUCAGACUUUUCUGUGCUUUGGCUAUUCUCGGGUCCCAGUGGGCAAAGGGUCUGGUGGUCCGACUUGGUGGAGAGCGGGGAAAGCGCUACUGGACAUCUUUUCAGGAGUCAAGGUUUUGGAAGCGGGUUGUUUCCCUGCUGGAGAGAGUUCAGAGAUGGUUCAAGAGAGACGCCCAUGCACCACCAUCCACACAUGAGUCACCUGGCAGAGCAGGGAGGGGCCAGUCGGGCCAGGAGCUGGAUAGACUGCUGGCCUUGGCCGAGAUACCGGAGAAUGAGCUUGACCCCUUUACAGUGCUCGGUGUGGAGGUACACGCUUCUGAGGCUGAGCUGAAGAAGGCCUACAGACAGCUGGCUGUCCAGGUCCAUCCAGACAAAAAUAAACACCCACGAGCUGGAGAGGCGUUCAAAGUAUUGAGGGCUGCCUGGGAUAUUGUCAGUAACCAAGAGACACGACGAGAGUAUGAGUUGAAACGCAUGGCAGCAACUGAGCUCUCCAAGUCCAUGAACGACUUUCUCACUAAACUGCAGGAUGACCUGAAGGAAGCCAUGAACACCAUGAUGUGCACCAAGUGUGAAGGCAAACACAAGCGGUUCGAGAUGGAUCGUGAAGUGACGGAGGCCCGGUUCUGUGCUGAAUGCAAUCGUUGCCAUAGCGCAGAGGAGGGGGACCUUUGGGCCGAGUCGAGCAUGUUGGGCCUUCGCAUAACAUACUUUGCCUGUAUGGACUGCAAGGUCUAUGAUAUAACAGAGUGGGCAGGUUGUCAAAGAAUAGUCAUUUCUCCUGACACUCACCGUGUGCCCUAUCACAUCUCCUUUGGUUCAAAGAACAACAGCAGCGCCACACGACACAGGACGACCUCGGAGAGCGCCACAGGUCCAACCAAUCCCGCUGACUUGCAGGACUUCUUCAACCGCAUCUUCAAAGGAGGACCUCCUAAUGACAUGGCUGCCAAUGGGGGCUUCUUCCCCUCAGGUCCCCCUCCUCAUCCACCACCUGGUGCUGGAGUUCCGCCGUUCUCUCCUCCCCCAGGCCAGACAGGCUUCAAUAUACCGGGGGGUCCACGGCCAGAGCCCAGCGAGACUUGGGCUGAAGGCGGCAAACCCCCCAGGAGGAGGAAGAAGGUCCGGAAACCCUUCCAGAGGUGAAGUCUGUUCACUCCUCAUGGUAUCAAUAAAGCAACACAGGGACACAAUAAAUAAUGGCCAUGUUUGUCUAUCACCUGCCUGUUGGCAUGCCAAGAUCUGGACUGAAGGAGAUAAAUGUGGGUAAGGAUCAGCCAGAGGAGAAAGAGACUGGAUCCUGAAGAGGAGUGUGUGUGGACUGAAUACAGUAUUGAAGGAGGGCUGAAGAUUUGGUAGUGGUGGUGCUUUACCUCUCAUUUUAUCUUAUUUUUCUGUUGGUCUUUAAGACAACUGUAGCCUUGGCAUUGAAAUCCUUUUCAGGAUACUGUCACCAAACAUUUUCAUAAUCUCCUGCCAAAUCCUGCGACGCAUUAUUUACUCACCUGCAUUUUGACACACUUCAGUUCUCUCAGUUGUGUUAUAUCUUCAAUAUGAUUAGUUUAAUAUAUCAACUUUAGACUGCCGAGUCGGACUGUAAAAAAACGGAUCACAAUAACUGACAUGAAGAAGCGGAAGAGCAAAGCAACACCACUGUGUCAGUGUUACUAACGUUACUGGCAUGUGGAUCCCAGAAUAUUUCAACAAGGACUCCAACAUAUCUUAACUAAAUUGACAAAACAGCAGUUUGAGAACGUGAUACGUUUCUCUGGUAGGCGGCACACAGGCAGCAAACACUUUAGGUAUCAAUGGCUCAAUGGAAGUAAAAUCUCCUGGGACAACCAGUGUUCAAGCAUAUUUUGGCAUCAUUAUUAUUAUUUUUAACAAGAAAAUAUCCUCUUCAAACUCAUUUAUCAUAACAUUUAAUAGAGAUUUUUCUAUGGUGACAUUUGGUGAAAUGAAAAUAAAAAAUUUGGGUCAGGUCCAAUGGUUAAAUGUUUUUAAAACACAUGUUAUUGCUUUAUGAAGAUCAGAGUCACGGUCACAACCUGUAUCCACUCAUCCAGAAGAAGUUAUGUUGGAGCUGAUUUGUAUGUGAAUAUGAAUCACCUCUAUCACGAGAGAACACUCACAACAUUAGGUCUGUUUUUCAGGGUUACAUUUAAAACAUAGAUGAUGUGAAAAUGAACCUGUGAUGCUGUCGAGAUGUUAAAUCUGGAAAUGAUGGACUGAAAAUUUUACUUGGCUUUAUUUAUUUUGAAACCCACUGAUUUAAACAUGUUGAAUCUGCCUGAUGUUUAUUGUCUCAGACCCAGAUAAGGAUUAUAAUCACCGCACAGGUCCAGUUCAAACAGCAGUAGUGAAUUUAAUGGUGUUUAAAACAUAAUUGGUAACGCCUUGACAUUUUGAAAUCUUGACAGAACAGAUGUAUACUGCCCCCUGUUGAUCCACUGGGUAGCCUGUUAAAAACAUCAACUAAUACAACAGGUAACCACUACCUGAGUCUUAGAUGUGUGAUCUCAUUUAAUAUCAGACAUGCUUAUUUCCUAAUAUUGAGGCAAAGUAGCCUUUAUAUAAAUCCGAAACAGAGACUUUGGAUCAUGAGCUACACAGUAAAAUACAGCAGUAGAACAAUAUUUAGAAUCUGCAUAGAUUCAUGAAGUUGUUAAACAUUUCAGGCUUUUUAAAUAUUUUUGAGACACGAUUUGUUUCCAUGCUCAUAUACUCUCAGUGGCUUCUGGCAGUUUAUAAUUAAUAUUAACCUCCUGACUUAUAAAUGGUGUGUUGACAUGUUUAAACACCGAUUUCAAAAUGUCAAGGUCACACUUUCACCGUAAAUCUAAUCCUAACCCUCACAAUUUAUCUCCUAAUCUCCCCAGUGUUACUUUUUGUAACAACAUGGUCACUUGACUUAUAAGGGGUUGUAUUUUGGUUUUGGUUUGAAAUGACACUUUAAUCUUCAUCACAGGUAAAUUUAGGAGCUGUUAUUGUUUACACCUGAUAUGUGACUGUAGUGAUACAAGACAUUUGACAAAAGCUAUUUUUUUAUAUUUACAAUUGAUGAGAUAUACCAUGUUCAGUUUUUCUUUCUUUUGUGUUAAUUUUGCACAUCCACCCCUGUACUAACAUCCCAGGGUGUUUUUGAACAGAACACUCCUCCAGCUGCAGCUGAGUGGGAGGUGUAGCUCGCCGAGAUCUUUUUUGGUAGAAAAUGGAUGUUUAGAGAUUUUUGUUUUGGAAGAGUGCGUUUGAUUAAUCCGACCAUGACGCUUCAUUUUCCACUCUGGAGAAACCCCAAUAUGUGAACUGUUUUAGCGGGUUUGGGUGGUCGCCUCAAAAGAUGAGCCUUUCUUGCAGAUAUUGUGUGAGUUCGUUGAAGAAGGACGUUGCGUUUACCACAUUUUUCUUCAUGAGUCAAUUUUUGUUCCUUUUGUACAUCCGGCCAGCUUCCCAGACGUGGAUUGAGUUAGUUUAAUCUCAAGUGUUUCUAGUAUCACAGAUUGAGAGUAAAACAGUCCUGUAUUAAGAAUAUUCUAUUAAAAAACGAUUUAAUAGUCUGAAGGCAGAUCAGGGGCAAACUAAGACCAUGAGAGAUAAAAAAUUCUAUUUCCAAGAUGUCAGACUUCAAUUCAGAUUAUCAAACAGACAAAAAUCUUUUAAAAAAUGAUUUCGCAAAUUUGGUGCAUUUGUUCCAGAUUCCCCUAAAAUUUUUAGGACUUAAGUUCUUAUCCACCUUUUCACCUUUAAACUUGUGUAAAGAUCACUAUAUACUGUGUCUGCCCAUGUCUUGGAAAACUGGACACUUGCUUCCAGAUGUCCACCUUGACUUGAGAAUAUACAGUGCUGUAUGUUAAAGGUAGCAGUUCGAAGUCCAAGAAGUCAAAGGAAGAGCCAACACGACAGAUUUCUUUUUUUCUUUUCAGGUUUUUAAACAGAAUAUGCAGAAGUAUUGCAAAAAAAAUAUCUGACAAUCAUCAGGGUUUUUUAGUAGGGAAUAAUGUGGCGAGUUCCCUGGCUGGCAAACAGUUUUCAAAAUAUCGCUGUUGGGUUUCGUUCCCCCGCUUUCUCUGGUUUUCAAAAUAAAGAUGAUUUCCUAUAUGCACAA